This is a messenger RNA of Folsomia candida, 737 nucleotides long. Its product is annotated as troponin T, skeletal muscle-like. Lineage: Eukaryota; Metazoa; Arthropoda; Collembola; Entomobryomorpha; Isotomidae. Bases 233 to 532 code for a protein of 99 amino acids. The transcript has 3 exons. The record is from RefSeq and is a predicted model, not a curated record.
GCAGGUCGGCGUUCAGUUCGUGUUCAUCUGUCUCAACUCAACCACGCAGCUCCUUCCUUGCCUAGCAAUCUCAACCAGCAGCAGAAGCAGCGUCGUCUCAAAACUCUCUCAACCACCACCGACCGACUAGUGUAGUUUUUUCUCUCGCCUAGUUCACACGUACGGAAGCAGCGUCUCCUCACUAUUUCACUUCAAGUCCAUCCGAAAGGAAGAAGAAAAAAGAACAAACAACAUGAGUGGAAACGACAAGGAAGUUGCAGUAGAGAAGGUCGCCGCCGCCACGGAGAAUGACAAAGCCGAUCCUAAGGCCGAGGUCAAGGGGACAAAGAGAGCAGCUGAGACCGGAGAAAACGACGUGAAAAAGGCGAAAAGGGAAGCGAACGGAGAGGAGGAUGAAGUAGAGGACGAGGAAGACGUUGAAGCGGAAGAAGAGGAAGAGGACGAAGGUGAAGAGGACCUACGAGAGGAGGAAGAGGAGGAGGAGGAGGAAGAUGACGGAGAAGGUGGCGAGGAGAACGAGGACGACGACUAAAUGGUCGAAAAAAACACAAAACCUAAUUUAAGCCUGAGUAAGGGAGGAACGACGAUGAAGCGACGAUAGACUUACUUCUUUUUUUCUGUUUUAAUUGUAAUACAUAAUACGAUAACUAAAAUGAAUUAUUUUCAUUUGUGUUUUGUACUGGUUGAGAAUGUAAACUUGUUCUUUUUUUAUAAUAAAACAAACAAUUAGAAUUGAA